This is a messenger RNA of Pseudoliparis swirei, 4522 nucleotides long. It is a transcript of the gene nek9, whose product is annotated as serine/threonine-protein kinase Nek9. The record is from RefSeq and is a predicted model, not a curated record. Gene Ontology annotation, biological process: protein phosphorylation. Gene Ontology annotation, molecular function: protein kinase activity; protein kinase binding; ATP binding. The transcript is spliced from 23 exons. Gene Ontology annotation, cellular component: centrosome. The coding region runs from base 375 to 3260 and encodes 961 amino acids. NCBI's taxonomy places the organism in Eukaryota, Metazoa, Chordata, Actinopteri, Perciformes, Liparidae.
UGCCACGACCGGAAGUACGCUAUGUUGGCCUUCAGCGUAAAAUACACGACAGCGCUCUCCGACACAUGACUUUUAUUCUGAAACUUUCAAAAAGUGGACUGAACGUCCUCGUUUUGGUUGUGUUACUCUUAACGCUGUCGAACUAUUUACACGUAUUUUGCUAGGUUGUAUUUUUCUUUUUGUUCUUCUUCCUACAUUAUGUGUGUGUUGAGUGGCUUUUGACGCAUCUGGUAACUUAGUAGGAGCACUUUGAGAGGUCUCCCCCGGGAAACAUGGCAGACGUGUGUACGGGUGUGUAGGAGUCUUUCCUCAAGAGUUGUGGUUGGGCCUGUUCGGGUUAUUUACAUCGCUGCUGAACAGUUCCCGGUGCAGCCAUGUCACUCGGGGAAUAUGAAAGACAUUUCGACUCGCUGAACUCUGAUUUGGACGGCGGCUCGGUGGUCAGCGAGGGAUCCGCGUCUAGCACGUACAAUGGCGAAGAGGAGAAGUUGCAUUACAUUCCUAUCCGGAUCCUCGGAAGGGGGGCGUUUGGCGAAGCGACCCUGUACCGAAGAACAGAGGACAACUCUCUGGUGGUGUGGAAGGAGGUGGAGCUGAAUUCCCUCAACGAAAAGGAGCGCAGAGACGUCAUGAACGAAAUCAGCAUCCUCUCCAUCCUGGAGCACAACAACAUCAUCGCCUACUUAAAUCACUUCAUGGAUAAAAACAGCUUGCUCAUUGAGUUGGAGUAUUGUAAUGGAGGAAACCUGUAUGAUAAAAUCAACCACCAGAAUGGGAAGCUUUUCAGUGAAGAGGUGGUCAUUUGGUACCUGUACCAAAUAGCCUCAGCUGUGUCCCACAUUCACAAGGCUGGGAUCCUACACAGGGAUAUCAAAACUCUGAACAUUUUUCUGACCAAGACUGACCUCAUCAAGCUGGGUGACUAUGGCCUUGCAAAGAAGCUAGACUCUAAGUCUUCAAUGGCAGAGACUUGUGUGGGAACUCCAUAUUACAUGUCACCUGAAUUGUGCCAGGGAUCAAAGUACAACUUCAAAUCAGACAUCUGGGCCAUGGGCUGUGUCAUUUUUGAAGUCCUGGCUCUUACGAGGACAUUCGAUGCAACGAACCCUCUGAACCUCUGUGUGAAAAUAGUCCAGGGCAACUGGACCAUGGAAGUGAACUCCGACGUGUAUUCAUCCGCAUUAAUCGAACUGGUGUACGAGUGCCUCGAUCAAGACCCCGUAAAGAGGCCGACAUCCGAUCAGAUUCUGGACCAGCCGCUCAUCGCCUGCUGUCGACAGGAGCUUGAAGAGCGAGUUGCCCUGCUGAAUUCAGCAAUGAGAAAGCCAAAGCUGAGUACAGCGACUGACACCCCUGUCGCUGUGGUGACCACGCGCUCGCGGGAGGUGUACUUCUGGGGUGGAGGGAAGUUCACCCCCCAGAAGAUGGACACGUUUAAAGGAGGCAGCAUCGCCCAACAUGUGUGCGCAGGAGAGAGUCACUUUGCGGUGGUGACCGUGGAAAAGGAGCUGUACACCUGGGCAAAUGUCCAAGGCGGAGCCAAGAUGGUGGGCCAGCUGGGUCAGGGAGACCAGUCCUCGUACCGUCAGCCGAGGAAGGUGGAGGAGCUCCAAGGGAAGGCCAUCCGCCAGGUGGCGUGUGGGGCGGACUUCACCGCCUGCGUCACCGACGAGGACCAGAUGUACAUGUUUGGGUCGGACUAUUACGGCUGCAUUGGAGUGGAGCGGGAGCUCGGCACGGAGAUUCUGAACCCGGUGCUUUUGGAGUUCUUUGCGGAGCGGCCCGUCCGUCAGGUUUCAUGUGGAGACAACCACGUGGUGGUGCUGACUCAUAGCGGGGACAUCUACUCCUGGGGCUGCGGAGAGUACGGGCGUCUCGGCCUGGAAUGUGAGGACGACUUCUCUUCUCCGAUGCAAGUGGUGAUCCCUAAAGGCGCCAUCAUCUCCUCAGUGUCAUGUGCCAGCGAUGGGACCUUCUUUUUGACCGAGACUGGCAAAGUCCUAGCAUGUGGAAACAAUGAGUUCAACCAGCUUGGUCUGAACCAGGAAAUCUCCGGUCUGAAAAACCACCCUGGAGAGGGCUCUCAGGGAAUCCCGUACAUCACGACACUGACUUUGGUGAAGCAGCUGGCGAGGUUCAAGAUCAGGGUCAUAGGCCCAGGGAAGAGCCACACGGCUGCCAUUGAUGAGCGUGGUCGUCUGAUCACCUUUGGUUGCAACAAGUACGGACAGCUGGGCGUGAAGGACUUUAAGAAACACCACGGUGUCCAACUCCUUGUCGGACCCUUUGGAGGGAAGAUAGUGACCAAAGUGUCUUGCGGGGACGGCUUCACCAUUGCAGCCACUGAGGACAAUCACAUAUUUGCAUGGGGAAACGCAGGAAACGGGCGGCUUGGGAUGCCAGCUGAUAAGGGAUUUGGUUCCGAGGUGUGCCCUGCCAUGCCGAGGCCUAUCUUUGGUUCCCUCCACCAUGUACCGGACCUCUCUUGCUGUGGCUGGCACAGCAUCAUCAUCAUGGAGAAAGUGCUCAACUCCAAGACGAUUCGCUCGAACAGCAGUGGGCUGUCAGUUGUUAGUGGACUAGCCCAGGAGGCAUCGACAUCUUCCGUGGCGCUGGACACAGGAGCUGGUUCAGAGACGGGGUGUCGUGACAGGGGUCUCAGUGGUACACUGGAGGAUAACACGGAGGAGUGCCUCAUGAAGGCUGCGAUGACGUCACUGAGCGGUCAGACUGGGGAAAGCUCCUGCCCUUUCUGGCUUAAAAAGGAGCUUGAGAAUGCAGAGUUCAUCCCGAUUCCAGACGACAUAUCCAUGCCUCACCAGCUGUCUUCUAUCUCCGAGAGCGUCACUCUGCCGUAUGAGGAUCUGAAGGCGCUGAAGGCUGCGGCGGAAGCAGUCGGCACGAAGAAAGACCUGUCGACUAAACGAAUGAGCUGUGAUAAAGUCAAUGGACUGGAGGAGGAUGACGUCGGCAUGAAAGGAGCAACGGGCGCUUGCUGCAAAGCAAGUCGCGAAGUCACACAGCUGCGAGAGACGGUCGCCAAUCAAGAUUUGAGGAUCCAGACGCUCGAGAGGCAGGUCAACGAGCAGCUAAAGGAGAACGAAAGGCUCUGGGCGGCAAUCAAUCGGUCAGCGCAAAGGGAAGCGGGGUGCGACAGUAACGGAAACCAUCCCUCCGAUGCCCGAAUGCCCGGGGACGGAGGAGAAAGAGGAGGCGCGUUCACAAACCACGGGGGCCGGUCGACAGGGGCCAGUGUGUGACUUCCUCCUGCAGAUGUCUUGCUCAUGGGCGGAGUGUGAGGAGCACGUAUUGAGGCAAACACGCUGGUUGGAUGGAGAUCGGAGGCUUGGUUGGACACGCAGCCUCGUGCCCAUUCAGAGGUCACCUGCCGUGCACGGCGAGUUGCAUUAUUACAACCUGUUACAUGUGUGAUACUGCGUAAUGCCUGGCACGCUCUCAUGUGCACACCUGUGUUCACCUGUGUGCAGUAAUCUAGCUCGUUUUUUUCCACAGACUGAAAUGUUGGCUGGAUUCAACAUGAAGCACCUGACACCCGUGAGGGACACUCGCAUCGUGUUAUUAUGUAAUGUGAAUGUUUUAGUGGUAUUGUUAACUUUAAGGGGUGUCACCAGUGAGGCUUCGGUCCUUCGUGUAUUAAUAGUUAUCAAAUAACACACAAGACCAUCUAAUGCAUCCAAAGAUUACGGUUUCUUGUUGGCAAUUUGUGAGAUGGGCUGCCGGGAUGUCGACGUCCAGAUCCAUGAUGACUCAUGUUAGCGCCGUCUUCCAAUUUGAAACCAUAACUUUUUUAAUCAUAUAUCGCUUUAUUUUUUAUUAUUUUUAUUUCAUUCAAUAUUCUUGAAAGGUGAAAGUACCAAAGACAAAAAAAAGCUUCUAACACAGUUUUUCCACAUAUAUGAGAAAUGCUAUUCUAAACAUAUUCUAAAUAUCUCACGCAAAUAUAAACUUUUUUACAUGUGCAUGUUUUAUUAUAUGAAAGUAUUUGUGUGAAACACGAAACUACUGAUUUAAUUUUUUCAACAGCUGCUUACUUAGUUAUUACUCUUCUUGAAUUCAUGAUGGGGAAGCACACGUGUCGGUCUGUGUCUUCUUAAAAUAUGAACAGUUUUCUUUUAAUGUGAAUGCAUUUAUGAUAAAAGCUCGCGGCUAUAAUGUUGUAUUCCUCUCGCGUUCUUUAACUAUUGUAUCCUUCGUAGGUACUUUCUGAAAAAUUCUUUGAUGUUUUGCAUAAUUUGUGAAAACGUGUGUGUGUGUGAGUGAGAAACACCUUUGCUUCCAAGCUGUUGAAUGCAAUGUUAAAAACAGUCAGUGCCUCACCAAGCUAUUAAAACCAAAAUGUUUGCAAUUAUGAAAAUGCUGGGCCUCAGAUGUUGACAGCAUCUAAAAAAAUAUGGUUUACUUUUAUGUCAGCAGUUGUGGAGAUGUAACAGUCGUAUAACCAUUUCAUCGCGCUGUUGCUUUUUGCUUUGUGUAAAAGUCAUUAAUAAAAAAGUUGUCUUUU